This is a messenger RNA of Peromyscus maniculatus bairdii (prairie deer mouse), 7199 nucleotides long. RefSeq names its product GLIS family zinc finger 3 (gene Glis3). Gene Ontology annotation, biological process: regulation of transcription by RNA polymerase II. NCBI's taxonomy places the organism in Eukaryota, Metazoa, Chordata, Mammalia, Rodentia, Cricetidae. The record is from RefSeq and is a predicted model, not a curated record. Gene Ontology annotation, cellular component: nucleus. Gene Ontology annotation, molecular function: RNA polymerase II cis-regulatory region sequence-specific DNA binding; DNA-binding transcription factor activity, RNA polymerase II-specific.
CUCGCCGGGCAGCCUCCCUCCCUCCCGCCCUCUUCCCCUCUCCCUGCAGCAGCGUCCCUUACUGCGCCGCCCGGGCAGCCCAGAGCGCGGCGCGCAAGGGCACGGGAGCCAGGGGCCGCGCACCUCGGGGCCGCGGCGGGCCCGGGUCCAGGCUCGCACCGGCGCUCUCCAGCCGGGACCCAGCUCCAACAGCCAGCAUCCCGAGCCCGGCCCCUCCACGCAUCCCCCUCGGCCCAGAGCGAGGAUGAGCGCCCGGGGCCAGGCACCCAGUCGCCACUCAACUUUGUAAAGACAUGAUUGGAGGAGUGUGUCUGUGCGGAGCGGGGACAGCGAGCUGAUGCCGAGAGUCGGCCCGCUGCCCUGCCUCCUCCUUCCCGGGCCGCGGCCGUCGCAGCCGCCGCGCGCGCACACACGACCAUCGGGCCGCGUUUCCGCGCUCCGGCCCCGGGCUUGGAUGCGAGUUUUCAUUUCCGAAGGAGGCAGAGCCCGCGUGGAGCGCUGAGGGGCUCAGCCCCCCACCCGUUCGUCGCCAGUGCUGUCACGCGCGGGCUGGCCGGGAGAAGGGACUCACGCGCCCAGCUUUGUUGUGGAAAUCCGGUUACCUGACUUAUCUCCUAUCCCAUGGAUAAAUUACUUGAGUUGCCCUGAAAGAAUCAGUCGUGCCAUUGGAUCUUGACCGUCUUGGCCUUAGGGCUUUCACAAUGAAUGGAAGGUCAUGUGGCAUGAGUCUCCAUCGGACAGCAAGAACCCCACAGGGGCCUGGGUUGCUCAGUGGUCAACAUAUUCCUCCCAUCAGAGCCCACUCAGGCCCUCCGGGCCCCUCGUCCUGUGCCAGCACACCCAGCCCCACUUUUGGAAAUCUAGCUAACAACCUCCAUCUCAAGAUGUCCUCCGGAGCAGGGAUGGCUCCUCAGAGCAACAUGGCCGUGAGCCCCAUCCAUCUGCCUGCCCUGAGCCCCAGGAGACAGUUACUCACCAAUGGCAAGCCUCAGUUUCAGGCCACUCAGACGGGGGGCAUGGCACCAUCACUUACUGUAAAACCCAAACAUCAAGAAUUUGGAGACCCCUUUUCUUCAAAUCCCGAGAAAGGGGCUCUUGGCUUUGGGCCUCAGUGCAAGUCCAUUGGAAAAGGCAGCUGCAACAAUCUAGUGCUCACCAGCAGUCCCAUGAUGGUUCAGCGACUGGGACCCAUUUCACCUCCAGCAAGCCAGGUCUCCACAGCACGCAAGCAGAUCAGUCCUAGCUUACCGAGGGCAGUGAAUGCAGCCAACCUGAAUAGACCUCCUUCAGAUUCCAGGUCCCUUAUUUUGCAAGAGUCUCUGGUGUCCACGACUUUGAGUCUGACCGAGAGUCAAUCGGCCUUGAGUGUGAAGCAAGAGUGGUCUCAGAGCUACAGGGCUUUCCCUUCACUUUCAUCCAACCACGGCUCGCAGAAUGGCAUGGACCUAGGGGACCUCCUUAGCUUGCCCCCUGGCACGCCAGGGUCCAGCAGUAGUGUCUCUAACUCUUUACCACCCUACCUUUUUGGCAUGGAAAAUAGUCACUCCCCUUACCCUAGUCCUCGGCACUCAGCAACCAGGUCCCACUCCACCCGCUCCAAGAAGAGAGCGCUGUCCUUGUCCCCGCUGUCCGAUGGCAUUGGGAUUGACUUCAACACUAUCAUCCGUACUUCGCCCACAUCCUUGGUUGCCUACAUCAACGGAUCAAGAGCCUCCCCUGCCAACAUGUCUCCACAGUCCGAGGUCUAUGGGCAUUUCCUGGGUGUUCGCGGCAGCUGCAUCCCCCAGUCUUGUGCAGUAUCCAGUGGGCAGAAAGGCGUGCUGGUGGCCAGUGGAGGACAGGCGCUGCCAGGCUAUGGCGAGGAUGGCACGCUGGAGUACGAGCGCAUGCAGCAGCUGGAGCACGGUGGCCUGCAGUCCGGACCUGUAAACAACAUGGUACUGCAGCCGGGCCUACCGGGCCAGGAUGGCCAGUCAGCCAACAUGCUCAAAACGGAGCGCCUGGAGGAGUUCCCAGGCAGUUCCUUGGACCUGCCCUCCGCGCCGCCUCUCCCUCCUCUUCCCCCGCCUCAGGGCCCCCCACCCCCGUACCAUGCCCACCCACACCUUCAUCACCCAGAGCUCCUGCCUCACACGCAGCCACUGGCCCUGGCCCAGGCUGGCCUGGAUGAGGAUGGGGAGAUGGAGGACUCAGGGGGCAAGCACUGCUGUCGUUGGAUAGACUGCAGCGCCCUAUAUGACCAGCAGGAGGAACUGGUGAGGCACAUCGAGAAGGUCCACAUAGACCAGCGCAAGGGGGAAGACUUCACCUGCUUCUGGACUGGCUGCCCCAGAAGGUACAAGCCCUUCAACGCCCGCUAUAAACUGCUGAUCCACAUGAGGGUCCACUCUGGGGAGAAGCCCAACAAGUGUACGUUUGAAGGCUGCAAGAAGGCCUUUUCAAGACUUGAGAACCUCAAGAUUCACUUGCGGAGCCACACGGGCGAGAAGCCAUACCUGUGCCAGCACCCGGGCUGCCAGAAGGCCUUCAGCAACUCCAGUGACCGCGCCAAGCACCAGAGGACACAUCUUGACACUAAACCUUAUGCUUGUCAAAUUCCAGGAUGUGCAAAACGCUACACAGACCCAAGCUCCCUAAGAAAGCAUGUGAAGGCGCAUUCUUCCAAAGAGCAACAAGCAAGGAAAAAGCUGCGGUCUAGCACUGAGCUCCAUCCAGAUCUCCUCACGGACUGUCUCGCUGUGCAGCCCCUGCAGCCAGCCACUUCCCCCAGAGAUGCUGCUGCUGAUGGCGCCGUGGGAUGCUCCCCAGGGCCAGCGCCUGGGCCGGAACUCUAUCCAGCUCCCAUUUUCUCCAGCAAUCACUCAAGCCGAAAUGGAACAGCUGCUGGGGCCGUGCCACCCCCACAUCCUGUCAGUCACCCCUCGCCGGGACAUAAUGUACAGGGGAGCCCCCACAACCCCUCCUCCCAGUUACCUCCGCUCACAGCUGUGGACGCAGGCACUGAGAGGUUUGCACCUCCGGCUCCAUCUCCUCACCACAUCAGCCCAGGAAGAGUUCCAGCUCCUCAGUCACUGCUGCAGAGGACACAGUCUGCCCACACCCAGCAGCCACCAGGCUCCCUCCUGAAGUCCUACCAGCCAGAAACAAACUCUGCUUUUCAGUCAAAUGGUAUCCACGUCCAUGGAUUUUAUGGCCAGCUGCAGACAUUCUGCCCCCCGCAUUACCCUGAUUCCCAGAGAACUGUGCCACCCAGCAGCUCCUGCAGUAUGGUGCCUUCCUUUGAGGACUGCCUGGUCCCCACGUCCAUGGGUCAGGCUGGCUUUGAUGUUUUCCAUAGAGCCUUCUCAACACACUCAGGCAUUACAGUGUACGAUUUGCCUUCAGCUUCUUCAAGCCUCUUUGGGGAAGCUCUUCGCAGUGGCCCCGAAGAUCCCACAUUCUUGCAGCUCAGCGCCGUGGACCGUUGUCCUAGCCAGCUCUCCUCUGUGUAUACUGAAGGCUGAAGGCUCCCCGGGUCUCCCCUGCACAUCCAGGACCUUUGAGUCACCUCUCAUCUUCAUACUCUGACAAGCAGUGUGAGGAUGCCAACCAAAUCUGUGGAGCCAGUGCGGUCACCAGGUCUUUGGAAGGCAGGACUGGAUGGUCAUCGGAUCUGGCUUUUUGGGAAAGCUUGCACCUCUUCCGUUUUCCCUCAAUUGGCUGGGCCAGGUGACAUGCAGGAAUUUCUUUUCAAAGGGAAUUUAGAGUCUCACUUUAAAGAUACCUGUUCCUUCCUGGCUGUCAGCUCUCAAAAGACACCAAUGAAUGUGCACAUGAAUGGGAUGACCCUUACUCAAGACUUAAGGGGAAGACUGUCCAGUUACCAGAGGCAGAAUGUGCUGUCUCGCCCAUGUUUUCCCUCAUGGCUGAGUGAUGCACAGCCAUAAACAGUGUGGGAAAUCCAUGUCCAAAGCAGGUGUGGCUUGGACUCUCUCAGACUCUGGCUUUAACAUUUGUCUUGCAUAGACCAUGCUAACUAUUGCUUCUCCAUUGAUGAUCCUCCAAUGGCAAGAUAAGGUUUUAUAUUUGGCAACUUACUUUGUUUUUGAACUUCAAAGACUUGCUUUUUACAUCUACUUUUAAAGGAAACGUAUUUAAAGGUUUGUUCUUUUGGUAUAAGUCAUUACCGUUUUAAUCACCCCAGCUACAUGUAUUUUACCCCAGCUGGAGCUCUUUCUGGCCUAAUUUUGCAGUGUAGCAAAGGUUAUCUGAGGGAAACAGAAUAGUACACACACACACACACACACACCUCUCCCUGCCUCCCUCCAGGAUUGUUGCAAAAACCCUUCAGUCCUGUGUAUGGUGGUAUAUACCUCUAACCCCAGCACUUGGAAGGCAUUCUGAGUUUGAAAUGAGCCUGGUCUACACAGUGAGUUCCAGAUCAGCCAGGGCUAUAUAUUGAGACCAUCUUAAAAAAAUAAUCACUCUCCUGUAUUGAUGUCUCAGUGACUCCAGCUUGAAAAAUGUUUCAUUUGAAUGGUUCAUAUAUUGGCUCAGCUCUGGUUGUGUGCCCAGGAUAGACUGGGAACCAUGAGAGAUGGGACGCAUUGAGUCAUGUAUGUAGCUUUGUUCAGGAAACCAAACCAAGGGCACCUGUUGUCCGGUUACUCUGUGUGCCUUCUGCCUGGUUCCUUACAGGGAUCCCCUCAUCUGUCUGUCUCCUCUGCUCCCCUCCCCAUUUUCCUGUUUCCCCAUCCUUUCUUCCUCCUUCCAAACAGUGUUUCACACAUACCAACUAUUCACCAAAUCCUAGCAACUCUUGGGAAGGUUCACAGAAGGUAGGCUCAAGAAAGCAGCUUUUUGGAACUCUGCUUUGAAGGCCUGGAAUUUUUCAAAAAGCACACAGCCAUUUUAUGUUAAGUCUAAACAAGACAUCAUUUUCUGGUGAUAUUUUUAGAAGGGUACUUAAAAAGAUGCUCUGUCCUAGGGCAAAGGCUAUACAAAUAAGCCAAACUCCAAAAAGCUAGUCAAUUCCAACAAUCUAGUUCGCUCACAUUUCAGGAUUUUUUUUUCUCCUUAAAAAAUGCUUUUUUAGCAGAACUGAAGCUGAGUGCUUUCUGAAACUGAAGUCACUGUGACCUUAAAUAGCUUGGUGUCUGAGGGUCAUGAGACUGCUUAUACCCUAAUACAGACCUGUGAGUCUGGCCCCAAGUCAGAAGAGUUCCACCUCAUCCCCUGCUUCAUUCCAGGAUGCCACUGAAUGGGGAAGAUACAGAAUCCAGUGUGGGUUCAGUCUCACAGCACUCGGUCUGGUGCUGCUGAAGAGGCCAUGUUCUUGAGGGGAACUAUUGCGUAGACGUCUAAGUCACAAGACUUUGAAUUCUAGGUCUUCUGAGCUUUAAGGAAGGAAGCUCAUCGGCCUUCCUCCCCAGGUGAGCUCUCACGCUGCUGGACACUACCGCCCUUGUAGACCUGGGGGUCAUUAGACUUGGGCUGAUCCUGAACACAUACAUGUCAACACACUGGCUUAUUUGAUAGUGACCCUCAUUUGACCCCUGUCACCCUCUAAAAAGAAAAGGAGACCCCACUCUCAAGAGCAGCAUAUAUCAGUUCCUAAACCCUCAAGCUUUUACAAGACACUCCAAGCACAUUUCAUUUGGGUGAUAAGGAAAGAAGAGGGGAAAGGUAGUUGAUUGACCUUAUGGAGUUCUAGAAGGAGGAGGAGAGUCAUAGAAGGGAAUAGAAACACAGGACCAUGUAUGACAUCUCUCCCUGUGGUGGAGACGUCAGGCUUACGAACCAGGCUCUGGACUCAUGGUGGCGCUGUUCCUUUCCUGAAUCACCUAGGAGGACCUGGUGUCAUCAAGUCCUUAUUACUAGACCAUACAUCCCAGCCCCAGCCCCAGCCCCAGCCCCACAGCCUGCCCCAGAAGGACAGGUCCAGUGCGGCCCCUCCCCCACCAAAGGCCCUGAGUGUAUUCCUGACAGACACUGGUCUGGGGGCCAGGGCCUCGUGACAUGGCACGUUCAGGGUCCUUCAGAGUGUACAAGCUGUCUAUCCUUGGGUUCUGGAAUUUCUCCUUAGCUUAAAAUAUGCCCCUUUCUUACUGUGGCCUACAUAGUUCCAUCAGUAUUUUUAAGCAGUGAAAAAUAGAGCUUAAAAAACAUAAAUUAUUCCCUUCCAUUCCUAGGCCUUUCUAGCCCUGAUGGGUAGCCAUUUUCAUAAACAUCCAAAUGGAAAUUGUCAUUCCCCUUUAAAAACAAAAACACAACAACAAUAAAAACUAGUGCUUAUGAAAACAUGCGUAGCACAAAUCCAAUUAUCCUAUUACAUAGAAAAGAUGAGCAUGCCUAGAGACAUUUCGUUGCUCCAUCCAUUGCCGUAGCUCCCUAAAGGGACAGCAAUCAAAGUGGCACUUGUAAUUGACCCUCUGAUCAGCACUUAAACACUGGGUAAGAAUUCCAUGGCCCCGUGAAGCAUAGUCCCUUACGUGGAUCCACAUCCCAUGGCCCAGGUGGAAAAUGGCAUGUGUGGCGGACCACAGCAUGAAAUCCCUGGGUAGUGUUGGUUAUGUUCAGGCCUAAAGUGACCACCUGGCAACUGCCCUAGUUCACUACUGCAAGCUUAAAAACAUCUCCCCGUCACAGAACUCUCAGCCCUCCUCAGCCCUGAUUGCCUGGAAGUAUUGACCAUAGCCUCCAAUAAGGUUCAGUUUUGUUAUUUGGUGUUUGAUUUGAUUUGACUGUUCAGACCAAUGUUGUUAUUGCUGUGGAUAAAGUAACAGGGAAAGAGAAAAACCAAACUCAUUGGACAAAAUGGUGAGUGUAGAAAUGAAGAGAUUUAUUUUGUACAGACAGAGAAGCGUCCUCUGUAAUGUUGCUGACAUAAAGCACUUUGGGGGAAAAAGUGGAAAUCUGUUUUCCAUAAAUCUCGCAGGCCCAUGUACAUUGUUCUAUAUACUCACGUAGAGAACCGAGCUGCAUAUAUCAUCCUGGAUAUGGGCCUGUUUGAUGGUAGGGCACAUCUGGUGCUUGUUCUCGUAAAUCUUUUAAGGAAUUAGGUACACUUUUUUCUAUUAAUAUGUAUAGUUUUGCGAUUUGUCACAGUUAUGUUUCAUAUAAUCAUAAGUUAUUUUGUCUUGUUUCAUGAAGUCCUUUUUUUAUGUCAAAAGUAAAAUGAAGGGAUUGUGUACUUGGCACAGAAUAAAACUGGAAAUCGA